AUCUAUGAAAAUCAGUAAAAAAAAACAACUUCAGGGAAACAAAGAACUUUCUCUAGUAAAUGUGCCAUUGGUUGAAAUCACAAAGAGGAAGUUCGAUGGCUAAGGGACUUAAAAACUGUUUCACCACCUCCACCAGUCAGUUGUCUUUGUUGUGUUCGACUUGAGUAGAUUGCUGUAUCCUCUGCUAGCGUGACCUGAGCUCCAGGGUUGGUAGAGUAAAGGCAGAUGAUGAUGCUCUACCUGGCUCUCCUUCUGGGCGUUCUGCCUUGUGCAGCCCAAGACUGGAGGCCACCUUUGAUCGAGCUGAACAAAACAGCCGUAAGUGAAGCUGAAAUCUGUUUGCCCGUGGGUACUCGUUUUACCCUGAGUUGUCGUGGUAACAGCAGUGUGUCCUGGAAGACUUCGCCACGAUCUCACAGCCGUCACAUCAAGAACAACUUGAUCAGAGUCAAAGAGGCCACUGUUAUCCACACCGGAAGAUACAAGUGUCUGUAUGAUGAACGUCCAGAGCUGCACUCAGAACUCUAUAUCUACAUAACCAAUGGUGAGAUGUUCACACCAGCGAUGUCUAAUGUUGAAGUUACUGAGGAGGGCUCAGACUAUCUCAUCGGCUGUUUACUGACGGAUCCCAGUGCAACAGACCUUUCUCUCCGCCUGACUAACGGCAGUGCUGUGCCCCAGGACAUGAACUACACCGUCGAUCCGAAGAGGGGGAUUCUCGUCCGAGGCCUCCUGCCCCAUCACAGCGGAGAAUAUGUCUGCAGUGCAUCAGUCCGCGGGAAAAACGGAAUCUCUGAACCGUACGGUUUAAUAAUCCGACCAAAAGUACGUUCUCCACCAGGUGUACUGAUGACAGUCCAGGAGCCCAUUCGUAUUGUUGGGGAAAAGCUGCAAAUCCAAUGCACUUGUACUAACCCCAACCGCAUUUUCAGUGUCACCUGGACACAUACUUCUGGUCGAGAGAUGACACAUAAGCGGUCCACCUCUUCAGAUCAUGCAGGAGUGCAAUUAACCAGCACCUUGACCAUUCCCUCUGUGAGUCUGUCUGACACAGGGAACAUCACCUGCGAGGCCGCCAAUGAAGCUGGUGUAAACUCCUCCACUAUGCACCUGCAAGUUAUAGAGGAGGCAUACAUCAAUCUUGUCCCUCUGCUCUCCUUGGGGACAAGUUUGGGGACACGUUUGGACAAGUUUGGGGACAAUGAUGAUGGUGUGGCUGUCCAUGUAAUAGAAGGAGAGAGUAUUACACUGGGUGUCCAAAUCACUGCUUACCCAGAGAUGGAAGACCACUGGUGGGAUACAACUGUACUCUGUAAUGCAACAAACCAGGAAGAAACUUCUCUCAAAAUUGCAAAUGGAUACAAAAGCACACGGCUUCUGAGGAGCGUGAAGCGGGAAGAACAGGGCCUGUACACCAUCCAUGCCAGGAGCGACAAAGUCAAUGCCUCACUGAACUUCAAUGUCUCUGUCUCUUACAAGCCAAGCGCUUUGGUUAGAUGGGAUAAUAAUUCACUGACCUGUGUUGCCACUGGCUACCCUUCACCUGUAAUUUACUGGUAUCAAUGCGCGGGCCUCAGCACCACAUGUGACAAAAACGUCAGUCUAGAGGGAGAGGCCUUUGUGGUGAAACAGAGUGAGUCUGGGCAAGGGCAGGUGGAAAGUGUUCUCCAUGUGAACCACACCAACACCAGAAUGUCCAUACAAUGUAUAGCAGUGAACCUUGCUGGAGAGGACCGGGACACUAUUUCUUUUGACUUCACCUCUGUCGCAGUUCCAAGAAUUCUAGUAUCUAAUAAUUUCACAUCAACCCUCAUUGGUGCAUCAAGCAUGGUCGGAAUAUUGACAAUCCUGCUCGCAGUUGUUUUCUACAAGUACAAACAGAAACCUAAAUUUGAAAUCAGAUGGAAAAUAAUCGAGCUCAGUGAUGGGAACAACUACACAUUUAUUGAUCCAUCCCAGCUUCCAUACAAUGACAAGUGGGAGUUUCCACGUGAAAGGCUAAGGCUUGGUCAAGUGUUGGGUACUGGGGCCUUUGGGAAGGUGGUGGAGGCCACAGCUUAUGGCCUAGGCACAGAUGAAGACAUCACCCGUGUGGCAGUGAAGAUGCUCAAACCCAGAGCCCAUUCAGAGGAGAGAGAGGCUCUGAUGUCAGAACUGAAGAUUCUGAGCCACUUAGGACCCCACAGCAAUAUAGUCAACCUACUGGGUGCCUGUACACAAGGAGGGCCAAUGCUAAUGAUCACAGAGUACUGUGGUCACGGCGACCUGCUAAACUUCUUACGCGGCCGGGCAGAGAUGUUUGUGUCCUCAGUCUUGAGUGUCUCCAGCAUUUCCAGUGAGAGCACGCUCUACAAGAACCUCACUGAAGACCACCGUGUCAGAAGCGACAGCGGCAUCUCCUGCUCUGGCUCCGACUACCAGGACAUGUCAUCGGAGCAGAAGCCAAGGCACCAGUCACUGGGUUGCCACCCAGAGACAGAAUCCAGAUUGUUUGGCAUGGAGGACUUACUACGAUUCUCCUAUGAUGUGGCUCAGGGCAUGGACUUCCUAGCCGCUCGCAAUUGCAUUCACAGAGAUGUGGCUGCCCGGAAUGUUCUCCUGACUGAUUGCUGUGUGGCCAAGAUCUGUGAUUUUGGGCUUGCCAGAGACAUAAUGAACGACUCCAAUUAUGUGGUCAAAGGAAAUGCACGACUGCCAGUGAAGUGGAUGUCUCCCGAGAGCAUCUUUGAUUGUGUGUACACAGUGCAGAGUGAUGUCUGGUCUUAUGGCAUACUGCUGUGGGAGAUCUUCUCUCUAGGUAAAAGCCCAUACCCUGAUAUAAUGGUGAACUCCAGAUUCUAUAAAAUGAUUCAAGACGGGUAUCAGAUGUCUCAGCCAGACUUUGCACCAUCAGAGAUGUAUACAAUCAUGAGAAUGUGCUGGAGCCUGGAACCAACACAGCGUCCAACAUUCAGUAAAGUUGGAGAACUUAUUGGACGGCUACUGCCAGAUCAACCUCAUCAACAUUACAGGAACCUCCAGCUGGCCCUUGAGGAGACCGAGGCAGAAGAAGUGUGUGAAUCGCCUGCCGUCUGCGAGGGGAGCUUUGAGCAGUCACUUGAUCAGGAUGCGGAGGGACAACCACUGAUGAAAAAUAACUACAGAAUUUGCUGAUGAGAAAGUAGGAUGUAACCCAUAUACUGUACAGGGAAAUCUACAUUUACGUACAUACGCACACAUACAAAUGCAAACAUGCCAAACACACACACAGACACACACACACACACACACACACACACACACACACUGUUUUUCCAGUUGAUUUUAGCUAAGCUUAAAGUUAGCUUGGCCUGAAUAUAUCCUGUUUUACAUUACCAUUGUGACCAGCGGUGCUUGAAUAUAGCUUUUGUUAACUUAUAUGUCUAUACACAGAGCUGCUUAACAUUCAUUCAGUGUUCAAAGUGGCCUUUUAUAUGAGUUUCCCAUUCCAGUUUCCCAUUUCCCUAGGAUGUGUAAAUAACUCACAUUCAUGUAAUGUAAUACACCUACCAUGUUCUUUUAUGAUUUUUUUUUUAUGCAUGCAAAAUGUAACCUGUUGAAGUUAAACAUACAAAAAAUAUUAAACACUCUUUCUAGAGUCAAAAA
Clupea harengus (Atlantic herring) is the source of this 3624-nucleotide messenger RNA. It is a transcript of the gene csf1rb, whose product is annotated as colony stimulating factor 1 receptor, b. Gene Ontology annotation, cellular component: CSF1-CSF1R complex; signaling receptor complex; plasma membrane. Gene Ontology annotation, biological process: osteoclast differentiation; cell surface receptor protein tyrosine kinase signaling pathway; multicellular organism development. Gene Ontology annotation, molecular function: cytokine binding; macrophage colony-stimulating factor receptor activity; ATP binding. The record is from RefSeq and is a predicted model, not a curated record. NCBI's taxonomy places the organism in Eukaryota, Metazoa, Chordata, Actinopteri, Clupeiformes, Clupeidae.